This is a messenger RNA of Penicillium canescens, 903 nucleotides long. RefSeq lists its product as uncharacterized. Lineage: Eukaryota; Fungi; Ascomycota; Eurotiomycetes; Eurotiales; Aspergillaceae. The transcript is spliced from 2 exons. Bases 1 to 903 code for a protein of 300 amino acids. The record is from RefSeq and is a predicted model, not a curated record.
AUGGGUGAACAGGAUAAGCCCGGAGCCAAGAACCUGAGCAACCCAUUUAAGUCGGGCCAAAUCUUAACCUGUGAGGCUUCAGGGGUUAGAAUGAGGGCUAUAAUUGAGAACCUGUCCUUGCCCGAUGGCAUCGGCAUAUCACCAACGCAGCAGCGUCUGUACUGGUCCAAUAUGGGAACUCCAGGAGUUAACGACGGCAGUAUCAUGUCCUGCAGCCUCCGAGGCAGCGAUGUAGCGACAGUGGUACCAAAAGGAGGGGUACACACCCCCAAGCAAAUAGCGGUCGAUGACCCAAGUAGAAAGCUCUAUUUCGCAGAUCGCGAGGGCCUCCGAAUCAUGCGCUGCGACAUGGACGGCUCCCACCUUGAGACCCUCAUUCAGACUGGUGACUGGAAAACUCCAGAACAUCAAACCGAUCCUAUGCGAUGGUGUGUUGGCAUUACAGUCUCACCGCAAACAGGAAAGUUCUUUUGGUCCCAAAAAGGAAACUCGAGAGGUCAUUGUGGACGAAUCUUUUGCGCAAAUAUCGACCCUAGCGCCGGUAAUGGGCGUGACAUGAGCUUACUACUACAAGGUCUUCCCGAGCCUAUUGAUCUUUAUUUCGAUGACAAAAGACUCAACCUUUACUGGACAGACAGAGGAGAGCUGCCUUUUGGGAAUUCUUUGAAUGAGUUGUCGUUUCACUCUUCAGUUUUGACUCCAGGUAGUCAGACCCAGCAUCGGAUCCUCGCACGAAACUUUCAUGACCCAAUCGGGCUGGUAGUUGACUCCAAGCAAAGGUGUGCCUAUGUGGCCGAGCUAGGAGGAAGCGUGUACAAGUGCAAUUUAGUCGGAGGUGGCAAAAAAAGGAUGUAUCAUGAUGAAGAUUGGGCAUUGAGUGGAAUUACUAGAUCCCGUUUGUGA